AUGGAAAAGAAGGAUAGCGAUACCAUAAUUUGCAUUGGAAAAGAACUUGAUGAAUCAAUGCACUUAUUUGACAAAAUUAACAUUUCAUCAGACCAGCCCUGUCUGGAGUGGCCCGAAUGUUGUAUCUCCAGGGUUCCCAAGAAACUACGCAAGAUAAGUGAAGAAGCCUACACCCCGAAGUUGAUCUCAAUAGGCCCCUUUCAUCAUGGUGGAAAUGAAUUCAAGGAUAUGGAAAAGCAAAAAGUGAGAUGUUUUACGGAUUUCUUGAAACGAACAGGGAAGAGCAUGAAGGAUCUUCUGGAGAUCAUUAAAGUCGAUGAAGAAAAAAUCAGCCAUUGCUAUUCAGAAGAAAAAAUAAGUCAUUGUUAUUCAGAAGACUGUAUACUCGGAAGUGAUGAUCAUUUUGUGAAAAUGAUUCUAUUGGAUACCAUCUUUAUAAUUGAGCUCUUCUUAAAGUGUCAUUAUCCACUUCAACCUUACAUCUGCAAUUAUGCUGACCUAUUGGACAAUCUAAUCGACAGUGAAAAAGAUGUGGAUUUGCUCGUUGAGAAAAAGAUCAUUGUUAACAAUGUAGGUAGCAACCAAAGAGUGGCGGAACUAGUUAACAGACUUUGCCUUGAGAUUGUGGUACAUGAUGAUCAAUCUUGUUACUCCGAUAUAGGACAAGAACUUAAUACAUACAGUGAGAACCAUUGGAACCGCAUCAUGGCAGGCAUGAAAAGCAAGUUUUUCUGUGAUUUUUGGAGAGGCGCUGCAACAACAUUUGCAAUUUUUUUCACGCUUGACCAGUUAUGGGGUUUGGUUCGGCCUUUUGUGAUAAACAAAUAA
This is a messenger RNA of Alnus glutinosa, 828 nucleotides long. RefSeq lists its product as uncharacterized. Lineage: Eukaryota; Viridiplantae; Streptophyta; Magnoliopsida; Fagales; Betulaceae. The record is from RefSeq and is a predicted model, not a curated record. Bases 1 to 828 code for a protein of 275 amino acids. The transcript has 2 exons.